Messenger RNA from Notodromas monacha, 717 nucleotides. The record is from the annotation of a GenBank genome assembly. Lineage: Eukaryota; Metazoa; Arthropoda; Ostracoda; Podocopida; Cyprididae.
GGUGGUGGACAAAAAGGCGGUUUCGGAGGCGGACAAAGCGGCGGCUUCGGAGGUGGCGGAGCACAAAAGGGCGGCUUUGGAGGCGGCCAAAGCGGCGGCUUCGGAGGUGGCGGAGCACAAAAGGGCGGCUUCGGUGGCGGCCAAAGCGGCGGUUUUGGAGGACAAAAGGGCGGCCAAGGCGGCGGCUUCGGUGGCGGCGGCCAGCAGCAAUCGAAAGGCGGACGUGGUGGCGGCGGCGGCGGCGGCUACGGCAGUGGCGGCAGCAGUGGAGGGGCGGCUUCGGCGGUGGCCAGCAGCAGGGCGGCGGAUUCGGCGGACAAAGAGGCGGCCACGGCGGCGGUAGCCAAGGCGGUUUCGGAGGAGGCAGUCAAGGCGGCUACGGCAGCCGAGGACCCAGCAGUGGCGGCCAAGGCGGUCGUGGCGGCGGUGCUGGGCGCGGUGGCGGCUUCAGCAGCAGCAGCAAGCGGCGGUUACGGCGGCGGUCAAAGCGGCGGCUUCGGCGGAGGACAAAAGGGCGGCUUCGGCGGUGGCCAGCAGCAGGGCGGCGGAUUCGGCGGACAAAGAGGCGGCCACGGCGGCGGUAGCCAAGGCGGUUUCGGAGGAGGCAGUCAAGGCGGCUACGGCAGCCGAGGACCCAGCAGUGGCGGCCAAGGCGGUCGUGGCGGCGGUGCUGGGCGCGGUGGCGGCUUCAGCAGCAGCAGCAGCGGCAGCGGCCGC